UAAUGAAACCAAGAAAAGUUUACAUAAGGAGACCCCCUCGGCCAUUUACAUAUGCCUCUUUGAUACGACAGGCUAUUGUAGAAUCUCCUAACCAUAACUUAACAUUAAGUGAAAUCUAUCGAUGGUUACACAAUGCAUAUUCAUAUAAACAGAUUGAUGAUAUAACCACAAUGAAGAACACCAAACAGCAACCAGAGCAGAAUGACCAUCUUUACCAAGUAUCACAAGAUGCUGCUGUAAAUUUUGAAGUUGAUGACUGUAAUGAAGAAUUAUCAAGAAAAGCUGGCCAACCAGAGGACAAUGAACAUCAUUACCAAGUAUCACAGGAUACUGCUCUUAACAUUAAUGUUGAUGGCUGCAAGGAAGUAUUACCUAGAAAAGCUGGUGAACCAGAGCCUGUACAAAAACUACAGAAUCUUGUGAACAAGUAA
Messenger RNA from Mytilus californianus (California mussel), 431 nucleotides. RefSeq names its product forkhead box protein A1-B-like. Gene Ontology annotation, cellular component: nucleus. Lineage: Eukaryota; Metazoa; Mollusca; Bivalvia; Mytilida; Mytilidae. The coding region runs from base 3 to 431 and encodes 142 amino acids. The record is from RefSeq and is a predicted model, not a curated record. Gene Ontology annotation, molecular function: RNA polymerase II cis-regulatory region sequence-specific DNA binding; DNA-binding transcription factor activity, RNA polymerase II-specific. The transcript is spliced from 3 exons. Gene Ontology annotation, biological process: regulation of transcription by RNA polymerase II.